AUGAUUUCUUUCCCAGGAUCAUCAAAGACUAUUCGUCUUAUACUUGUGUCUCUACUUCUAAUAACACUAAUAAAUAUAUUGGCUGCUUUUCAACGGUCUACUUUGUCUCCAUGGUUUUCUUCAUCACGUCAUAUUAUCAACAAAUUCACUGAUUUAAGAUUGGCGUUAUCAUCUAAAGAAUCGGUAUUAAGAGAUGAGGAAGGAGAAAUUUAUUCACUCGUUGGAUAUCAUCAUGAUUUUGAUUCAAAUUUAGUUUUCGUUCAAAAACAUUAUUUACUUGAAAAAUCUAAAGAUGCUGAUACUACUGAACAUUUUUGGAAUUUUUUGCAUUCAAAUUUUCAAACCAAAUCUGAUUAUGAUUUGAAUUUAAUUGAUGGAUAUAAUUAUAAAAAAUUAAUUAAAGCUCUUAAUCAACAAAAUGAAUUACAAUUAAGUCAUUCAUUUGUCGAACAAUAUAAAAUGGAAAAUCAUUUUAUUCAAAGUUUCCAAAAAUUUUUCGUUGAAUUGAUUAAAACUAUUCAAGAUUGUAAACCAGAAUUGAAUCCAAUAAAUAAUAAUAAUCAUUAUCCAAAUGGUGAUAAAAUAGUGAAAUAUUAUGAAUUACGAAAUAAAAUACUGCCAGAAAAUAUGAAACGAUAUAAUAUUGAACGAUUAAUUCAUCGUGAUGGUAAAAUACCUUUGUAUGGUGGACAUUUACGUGAACAAUACAAGGAUGAAUUGAUUAGAAAUAAAGAAUUUUUAUCAAUGUAUUUGACAUUAAAUGAUGAUGAAGUAUCAGCAUUGAAAAAAUCUCAUACGAAAUUUCUAGAAAUAAUGAUGAAAGAUUGGCCUGAAGAUUUAUUCAAAUUUAAUAAGUUUAAUAAUUUUAUGAAAGGUGAUGGGAUUGUUUAUUUGGGUGGAGGGAAAUAUAAUCAAUUGGUACUUUUAUCAAUUAAAAUACUUCGAGAAAAUGGUUCACGAUUACCUGUAGAAGUAAUCAUACCUUAUAAGAAAGAUUAUGAUAUUCAAUUUUGUGAUCGAGUUUUACCAACUUUAAAUGGGAAAUGUAAAUUAAUGACCGAUUAUUUACCUAAAUCAUUUGUUGAUAAAAUUAGUGGAUUCCAAUUGAAAAAUAUUGCUCUUUUAAUAUCAUCAUUUGAAAAAAUUUUAUAUCUUGAUGCUGAUAAUAUCCCCAUUAAAAACCCUGAUGUUUUAUUUACUAAUGCACCAUUCACUAUUAAACAUCUAGUUGUAUGGCCAGAUUUAUGGAGACGUUCAACUUCACCCCAUUAUUAUACCAUUGCUGAUAUUGAUGUUGAUCCUAAAUUCAAAGUAAGAAAUUCUUACAUUGAUGGAGAUGAAAGAGGGAAAUAUACUGAUUCAAUGUAUUAUUCUUAUCAUGAUUGUAAAGGAUCAAUUCCUGAAGCUAGUUCUGAAACUGGACAAUUAUUAAUAAAUAAAAAAAUCCAUUUUCAAACAUUAAUAUUAGCCAUGUAUUAUAAUUAUUAUGGACCAGAUUAUUUUUAUCCAUUAUUUAGUCAAGGAGCAGCUGGUGAAGGUGAUAAGGAAACAUUUAUUGCUGCUGCUCAUAAAUUAGAUUUACCUUAUUAUCAAGUAGCUGAAUUCAAUCGAGAAUUUGGUCCUAUUAAUGAUGAUACCAAAAAACAUGAAUUUUAUGGAAUGGGUCAAUAUGAUCCAAUUAUAGAUUAUUAUUUGACAACAACUCCAACUCCUAAAAAUAAUAAAAUCAAUUAUAAUUCACCAUUACCAGAAAAAUACGCUAAUAAUGAUGAAGAUAAUACUUGUUCCAAUUAUGAUUUCCAUUUAUUUCAAUCAUCAUCAUUAUUUUUUUUACAUGCCAAUUGGCCAAAAUAUUAUAUUGAAAGUUUAUUUUUACAUGGUUAUAAUGAAAAUAGAGGACCAAUCACUUUAGAAGGUGAUAAAAGACGAUUAUAUGGUAAUGAAUUAAAAAAAGAAUUAGGUGGGUAUGAUUUUGAAUGGAAUAUUAUGAAAAAUAUUCAUUGGUGUUUUUGUGAAGAACCAUUAAUUGAUCUUACUGGUAUACCUGUUGUUGGAACUAAGACUAGAACCGACGUUUGUACAGCAAUUGAAAAGCAUAUUGAAUUUUUACAAAUUUCAUGA
Candida dubliniensis CD36 is the source of this 2121-nucleotide messenger RNA. RefSeq names its product Mnn24p (gene MNN24). Bases 1 to 2121 code for a protein of 706 amino acids. Gene Ontology annotation, biological process: mannan biosynthetic process. Gene Ontology annotation, cellular component: Golgi apparatus. Gene Ontology annotation, molecular function: alpha-1,2-mannosyltransferase activity. NCBI's taxonomy places the organism in Eukaryota, Fungi, Ascomycota, Pichiomycetes, Serinales, Debaryomycetaceae. The record is from RefSeq and is a predicted model, not a curated record. The transcript has a single exon.